ACAUGACGUGUGUGUGUGUGUGUGUGUGUGUGUGGUGGUGUGUGUGUGUGUGUGUGUGUGUGUGUGUGUGUGACUGAGCUUCGAUGCAGCUCCCAGGCGAGGUUCAACCACUGCAAUGGACACUCAGCCAGUUCCUGUCACAGAUAACUCAGUGAGAUUGCCACAGACACAAUGGCCCCCGCAGUGCUCCACGAAUUAUUAAUGCUUGUGUGACGUGCUGACAGUCAUUGAUUGCGGUAAACUGGAGGUAAGGUGUGGAUAAACAGUGAGACGGUUUCUGAAGAUGGGUCCCCAGCUCUACCUCACAAUGUACAAGGAGCAUUUCAGAUCUCCGGGCAGAGCAAAAAAAGCUGAACUUCGACCCACCUCAGCCCACCGCAGGAACAACCCUCAACCCCGGCCGGACUUCCUGUUUCCCCGCAGUCUUCGGUCGAACUGCAGACCAACGCGCUCGCUACUCCUCCCUUCACCCCCUGUGGACACGGGCCGGCCCCUUUUCCCCCCUGUGAGCCAUUUUUCAGCUCACAAUCCUGUCUUAGCUUUUCCUGAAAACCCUUUAGGCAAAACAAAUUCUGACAGCCCACAUCACAUGCCUCCUAUCAAGGCCCACAAACUCCAGCUGAUAAAGACUCCUGCUGCGAGUGACGGUCAGGUUCCCACCACUCUGAGGAGCCCUGAUAAGACAGCAGGUUAUCAGAAGAAUGUCAAUCCACUCUCAGCACGACAAAUCAGACCACAAGCAGGAGUUCAGUUUCAGACGAGACCACAAACGAGCAACCCUCCUGCAGCUGCAGCUCCUCUCUGCUUUGUGCGGACGCCUUACAGGAAAUGUUGCUCGACCAGAACUCAAGAUUUUAGCGACUGCUACAGCUGCUUUCAUGUAGUGAGGCCCUGCCAGGCUGCUCACUACGUCAUACACCCAGAGUUUGUCUCUGAAAGCCUUUAUUAGGAACACCGGAGGUUGCCCUGUUCCAAGCUGGGGAGAUUCAGAACAAGAGUCUGUUCAGCUAUUCUCUGCUAAUUAACCACACCACUCCUGGCAGAGCACCAUGCGGACUUUUAAAUUUCCUUUUUAAAUAAACAGCAAUGUCUUUCCAAGGGUUGGCUUGUCACGAUCGAGUUGGAUGAAGAAUAGUCGCUCUCUUGUGGUUCCAGUGCAACCGAAUAUUGUAUUGCAUUUAUACUUUUGCCACAUAUGUGAAAAAUUUCUUCCAAUAUUUGUUCAGCAGAGAAAAUUAUUUUUGGAAAUGUUCACAUUUGUUUUUUUUAGUAGAUACAUUUUUUAAUGGGACCAUUGGCAUACAAUUUCUCUACACAUACAAAGACAUUGAGACAGUCAAGCUCACAAUUGAAUAAUAUGUGAUUGAGUUUUAACACUGAGGCAGAAAGCAAAGAUAACUUAUUUAACUACAGGUGAAACAUGUCGAAGCUGCCAUCCCAAGACUUAAAUAAAUGUCAAUCUGCUUUCUUAUGGGACACGUUUGUUCGAUCCAAUCAACUUGAAUGAAUCUUAAAAUAUGGAUAUUGAAAUAAUAAUAAAAUUGGUUUUUUUUCUAACAUUCUUCAUUCAGUAUGCAACAGGUAAACGAAGUAUCAAAGGUUUUCUAAGUUUGAAUAUUUCAGAGCUACAUAAAAUUAACAGCAAGUGUUUUCAAAAUCUGAAAUGAACAAUUAGAAAACAGUAAACAUGCUCACAGUUUCUUUUGCACUUUGUAUGUUGGAAACUGUGAAUUCUGUGUGGUGAUUAAACGACUGUGGGUGGCCAAAUUGAAGGCGCAGUGUGAAAUGAAGAGCAUCGGUUCUCCACCUGGACUACAUUUCCCUUGUCAGUGUGGGCGUGGAUGAAGGCGGGGUCAACCCAG
Molecule: messenger RNA, 1862 nt
Organism: Poeciliopsis prolifica (blackstripe livebearer)
Lineage: Eukaryota; Metazoa; Chordata; Actinopteri; Cyprinodontiformes; Poeciliidae
Exons: 6
Coding region: 284-949 (221 amino acids)
Source: RefSeq, a predicted model, not a curated record